Molecule: messenger RNA, 1522 nt
Organism: Sclerotinia trifoliorum
Lineage: Eukaryota; Fungi; Ascomycota; Leotiomycetes; Helotiales; Sclerotiniaceae
Source: the annotation of a GenBank genome assembly
GGCUCGCUCGCGAAUAUGAUGUACGUAAAUGUUCUUUGGAGUUAUAUAAAGGGCCAAUCUCGCAAGAGAUGAAUAGUAAGAUCUUAGAUGGAUGAGAUAUAUAAUGAUUUUAUUCCCGUCAUGCGCGAAAACCCCCUUCGUUUGUGAAAAUAAGUCUUACAUACCAAGACAGCCACUGCUAGCAGUACCAAGAGUAAAGUCGACAGUUCUAUUCAAACACAAGAAUUAUAACUAGCACAUUAAGGCAAAUAUGAGCACCCACAACAACGAAGAAGAAAUCCUAGUCACAAGUCGCAAUAAAGCGCCUUCGAUCAUCAAUGUUAAUUCGCGUAACGAAAGAAUAUUCGCUCAAUUACCCGAUAUGAUACAAGAAGCUCUUGUUUCCACCGAAUGUAAGUUCAUCUCCUCAAGUAUCCGCUUCUCGAAAUCCAGGAACCCCAUAAAAUUAAUCAAAUCCAUAGUUUCCGCACCGAAUUUAAAAAUCACCCGUGUACACAAUGCGCGCACUAUAGACUCCGGAUUCAUGACACAGCCAAUAUUCUACAUAACGCGCAACCAUGAUUCGGGAAUCAGCAUGCCAGAUAUCAACGUAACAGACGAGAAUAUACUCUCGAAAUUCGGCACCGAAUUAACGGCCAAUUUCGCGGAUAUCAAAGCGCAUGGCUCAGCUGCUUUUUUCCAAAAGGAUAACUUGAGUGAUGGGGCUACGUAUUCGCUGUGUGCGUGUGCGACGGGUUAUAUAUGGGUGUACAUAUCUCCGAGUAAUAUUGUGGAUGAGGGGGAGGCUGCAGAUGAGGGAUGGGGGGAAUUUUCCCAGGUGGAUAUACAGAUUGGGACAUUUGCGUUGCGGAAACGCGCAAUUACUACGAUUGAGAUACCGUGUUAUUAUCGCACUGGAAAGGUAUUGGCGCAUAUGAAUGGGGGCUUGGCAUUGUUGUGUUCGACGGUUCUUGCGAAGUAUUUGAGAUUUAGGAUGGUGGGGUGUCAGUAUGAAUAUGCGACUGAGACGGCCAUUAAGGAGACGCGGAAAGAACUGGCGCAUUUACGGGUCGUGGAUCCGGGGAUUUUUAGGGGAUUAGAGAAUAUGUUGAGGGAAAUUUGUACGAAUGCACCUAUGCCGCCAACGAGCGUGGUGAGUCUUAUUUCGAGGAGUAUGAUUAGGGGACGGUGGGAGGUUUGGGGGAAUAGAAAGGUUUUGAGGAGGAAAUAUUCUUUGCCUGGGAGAGUUAUGCAGAGUUUUGGAAAGGGGAAUCUUGAUCCCAUUGAUUUAUUGAGUGAGAGCUAUAAGGUUUUGAGGAUGGAAAAGAAGAGAAGGACUACUGGUGAUGCGUGCAUUCCAUGACAUGACACCCUCCACGCAUGAAAAGAAAAAUGAGGUGUUUAAGAGACGGGGAUCAUUAUGCGGUCAAUGUCUGGUGCUGCAUCAUAUAUUAGCACAGGUAGACGUAUUGGCGUACUAGUAACGAAUAAUGAGAUAUGAAUAAUGAACAUCGUAGACUUACCCCAUCCAGAAUUAUACGAC